AAAAAAAAACCUCCCACUCAUCUCUACCAAGCGCCUCUGCACCAGUCGCAGUUCAACACCAUGUGCAAACACAUCCUCAACGCCCAAGUCGCCAUCCGCUCUCCAUGCUGCCGCAAAUGGUUCGACUGCGCAGAAUGCCACUUUGAACAGGAACCACAUGCUCUCGCCAAGUCCCCUGAGAUGACAUUCGCCUGCAAAAAAUGCAAAAAAUGCUUCCGCAAAGAUGCCGCCGAGUUCGAGGAAAGCGACGAAUAUUGUCCCCACUGCGAUAACCAUUUCGUGCUUGAGGCUAAGACGCCCAAGCCCGCGUUGCAGGUUGAGGGUGAUGAUGCGCGGAUGGAUAACAGGAUGCUCAAGGAUGAUCGGGUGCAUCUGCCGGAGGAGAAAUCCAUCUUUAAUUUCAAGGAUUUGUCAGAUCGGAUGGGUUAGAUUGUUGUGUGAGUGGG
Aspergillus ruber CBS 135680 is the source of this 446-nucleotide messenger RNA. RefSeq names its product CHY zinc finger protein. Lineage: Eukaryota; Fungi; Ascomycota; Eurotiomycetes; Eurotiales; Aspergillaceae. Gene Ontology annotation, cellular component: mitochondrial intermembrane space. The transcript has 5 exons. The record is from RefSeq and is a predicted model, not a curated record. The coding region runs from base 61 to 429 and encodes 122 amino acids. Gene Ontology annotation, molecular function: zinc ion binding. Gene Ontology annotation, biological process: protein import into mitochondrial intermembrane space.